This is a messenger RNA of Aphanomyces astaci, 3167 nucleotides long. RefSeq lists its product as hypothetical. Gene Ontology annotation, molecular function: endo-1,3(4)-beta-glucanase activity. Lineage: Eukaryota; Oomycota; Saprolegniomycetes; Saprolegniales; Verrucalvaceae. The transcript has 5 exons. Bases 55 to 3129 code for a protein of 1024 amino acids. The record is from RefSeq and is a predicted model, not a curated record.
CGUCAAUUGCAUUGCACGUCAGAAGCAAAGUCUAAAUCUUGCACGCAAACGACAAUGGCUGCAGACCGCCUUCUUCGCGUCGUCGCGGCCUUGGCUUGCGCCAUGGUCAUGGCUUCUGCCUUCAAGUACGACAAUGUGACCCACACUCUUCAAGAACCUCUCAGCUUCUUGCACCCCGAUCUCCAUGGCUCACCGUUUCCGACGGGAGCGUUCUGGACCAACUUUGUGCUCGGCCAACGCAACGAAGUGGUCGUAACGUAUCCGUACACUGUGAAGCUCGUGCACGACCAACUACACAUCAGCUACCCGUUCCGAGUGGUCACGGCCAAGAGCAUCAUCCAGGGCUUCACUCCCGAGAUUGUCGUGCAACUGGGGCCGCAACCCCUUCAAAUCCGCCGCUUUGACGACUUGAGUGUCACGAUUGCCUUCCCGCAAGCCACCGGCGGUACCAUUAUCCUCCAUCUCGUGCGUGGAUCGCCGUACAUGACGCUGGAAUACCAAGACGCAACACCCGCGAUUUCUUCGGCGGCGAACAUUCUCUCCGUGGCUGCAUCAUCACCCACAUCCCCUUACUCCCAAGUGACUCUUGGCAACUGGCAUCAAUGGCUUCUCUUCACGUCCACCCCCUUCGCAUGGACGCAACACGAACACACAUGGAGCGGUCCGCGUCGAUUCAACGGCAUCGUGCGCAUUGCGUUAGCCUUGCACGAGAACGCCAAGUCCAUUUUAGCCGCGCAUGCUGCUGUGUACCCCACCGGCGCUUCCAUUUCGUACGACUUGCAAUCCGGUUCGAACGUGACAGACUUGACGUUUGCGUGGACCACUACGUCGACGAACGCAUCCGUUUCUACCUCGGCCUUGCUCAUGGUGGCCCUUCCCCAUCACACCCAAACGUUCGUCCCAGCGACGGCGACAGUUCCCGAGAUUCAAUACACGAGCAUGCGGGGGCCCGUCACAGGAGUCGUUGGGAGCACAUGGCACAUGCAAGAACCCAUCGCGGACGUGCCGUGGGACUACCCCCAGGACCAAGGGGUAUUUGCCACGCCCUACUCGCGCGCGUACAACGCCACCAUCGACUUCAUCUCGUCCGCGUUGAACAAAGAUAUUGACCGGUUCCCAGCAUUCGCAGAAGACUCGUACAAUUUCGGCAAACAAUUUGGCCGCGAAGCACGUCUCGUGCUCACUGCCCAUCGGUUCAACCACACGAAUGUGUUUGCCAAAGGGCUAGCGAAACUGCAAAGUCAGAUCUUGUCGUGGCUGCAGGGCACGAACGUUGACCAUUUCGUGUACGACACGGCGUACGGCGGGCUCAUCACAAUCCAUGGCUUUCGCUCGGACGGAGAAGACUAUGGCAACGGCAACUACAACGACCACCACUUUCAUUACGGGUACUUUCUGUACGGUCUGGCCGUGAUUCGGCGGUUCAACGCAUCGUUUGCAGACGAACACAAAGACGCCAUCGUGUACAUCUUGAGUGACAUGGGGGCCCCCCUUGGAAAUGCCUCGACGUCGUUCCUAAAGAACUUUCCGCAGCGUGAGCUAUUUCCCACCGCACGCCAUAAGGACUGGUUCGUCGGGCAUUCGUACGCGAGCGGACUGUUUCCGCAGGCAAAUGGCAAGUCUCAAGAAAGCAGCAGCGAGGCCGUCAACGCGUACUACGCACUCGCACUGUUUACGUCGUUGGAUCCCGACGAUCGUUCGUACUUUGAGUACGCGCGGCUGCUGCUGGCCAUGGAGAUUCGGUCCACGCAAUUGUACUGGCACAUCCCUGCGGCUCAGUCGCCGCCCAUCUACGAGCCCGCGUUUGCCGCCAACAAGAUGGUCGGCGUGGUGAGUGAGAUGGACGUGGUCUACUCGACCUGGUUUGGCGACAGACCCGCGUUUAUCCAUGGCAUUCAAGUAAUUCCUGUGACCCCCAUCACCGCGUCCUUGCUUCCAGUGACAUUUGUAGCCGACGAGCGAAGCGUGCUGGAUGCGCUGCCGGUACGCACCAACCCAAGUGACAUUUGGUCGUCCGUGCUAUCUCUGGACAAUGCGAUCGUCGACGCCGCCACCGAAUGGACAUCCCUUCAAACCACCGCGUACAACUACGACACGUGGAGCUCGGCCGCCAACGCCAUGCACUGGAUCGCAUCACGCCCGAACUUUGGCACGGCGGUGGUGCCUCCCCCGACCACUGCUUCCCCCGCCUCAUGCUUCGGGUACCCGGCGUGUGCCGUGGCGGGGGCGUUCGGGGGCAGUUUGGACUGCUGCCACACACUCCCUGGCUGCUGUCCAAGCGACAAUUCUUGCUGCACCAGCGACGUCGAUCCGUCGGCGGCAUCCCCUUCGUCGUGUCACGCCCAGCCUGCAUGUGGGGUCCUUGGCUUGAGCUGCUGCGAGUCACCGGACGGCUGCUGUACCCCAUCGCCCGUCACUGGUCUGGUUCUGGGCUGUUGCAAAGCACUGUCGCCGCCACACGACGCCGCCACCUCAACGACGUUGGACAACACCACCACCACCCCCGCGCAGUGCCACGGACAGCCGAAAUGCGCGGCCGCGGGGCUUGCAUGCUGCGACUCCCCCCUCGGGUGCUGCCAGCCCACCGCGUCGGGCCAAAUUCUGGGAUGUUGUGACCUUCCGUCCCCCUCUCCGGAUGCAACGAAGGCUACCUGCCACAACGAACCUCUGUGCGGUCGGUUGGGCUUGGAAUGCUGCGGCGCGCCUGACGGAUGCUGCCACGAUGCCCCAGGGCAACCUCAGCUAGAGUGCUGCUCGCCGCCAUACACGAAGAAUGAAACUCCUGGAAAGGUCGUGGUCGGUGACUCUGCGUCGACAUGCGACCUCAACCCCCGCUGCUGGACGGCCGGCCCGAAUGGAGCGGCACUGGCGUGCUGCACUGACGACACGGCGGGCUGCUGCCCUGGCCACGCUUGCUGUAAUGCGACCACUGGAUGGACAUUCGAUCGGAUCCUGCUGGUCGUGCUGGGGGUGCUGGCGGUGCUUGGGGUGGUCUACUGCAGCGUGCUGUACUUGCGCCGCAAGGAUUACCGACCGCUGGAGCGAGACAUUCGCGCGUGGUACUGCGGCGUGUUUAUGGUCGUCAUGCUCGGGGUGUUUUUCUACUUGGCGUUUACUGUGCAAAACUAGGCCCUUAACUAUUAAUGAACGCGAACCAAUGUACGUGA